Molecule: messenger RNA, 1324 nt
Organism: Theobroma umbraticum
Lineage: Eukaryota; Viridiplantae; Streptophyta; Magnoliopsida; Malvales; Malvaceae
Gene: CAD5
Product: cinnamyl alcohol dehydrogenase 5
Molecular function (GO): oxidoreductase activity, acting on the CH-OH group of donors, NAD or NADP as acceptor; zinc ion binding
Source: RefSeq, a predicted model, not a curated record
UUGAGUGGAUUCCCCACAAUCCCAACUUUCUUCUGUAGAGACAGGCUCAAAGAGAAUUGAUCAAUUGAAAAUGGGUAGCCUUGAAACUGAGAGAACAACUACGGGAUGGGCAGCCAGAGACCCAUCAGGGACCUUGUCUCCUUACACUUACACUCUUAGGAACACAGGUCCAGAUGAUGUUUUUGUCAAGGUUAUCUGCUGUGGAAUCUGCCACACUGAUCUUCAUCAAGCCAAAAAUGAUCUUGGCAUGUCAAACUACCCGAUGGUUCCUGGGCAUGAAGUGGUUGGUGAGGUGGUGGAAGUGGGGUCAGAUGUAACCAAGUUCGCAGUUGGAGAAAUUGUUGGCGUUGGUUGUGUUGUUGGAUGUUGCAGGAACUGCCGAUCAUGCGACACAGACAAUGAACAAUACUGCCUCAAGAAGAUCUGGUCGUAUAAUGAUGUCUACACUGAUGGCAAACCCACUCAGGGUGGCUUUGCUGGCUCCAUGGUCGUUGAUCAAAAGUUUGUGGUGAAAAUCCCUGAUGGAAUGGCAGCGGAACAGGUGGCACCACUGUUAUGUGCUGGGGUGACAGUUUACAGCCCGCUGAGGCACUUUGGUUUAAUGGGGAGUGGGUUAAGGGGAGGGAUAUUGGGUCUCGGAGGAGUAGGGCACAUGGGGGUGAAGAUGGCAAAAGCCAUGGGACAUCAUGUAACUGUUAUAAGCUCUUCUGAUAAGAAAAAAGUAGAGGCCUUGGAGCAUCUAGGUGCUGAUGAGUAUUUAGUCAGUUCUGACACUGAAGGGAUGCAAAAGUCUGCUGAUUCCCUUGACUAUAUCAUCGAUACUGUGCCUGUUUUUCACCCUCUUGAACCUUAUCUCACAUUAUUGAAAGUCGAUGGAAAGCUGAUCUUGACAGGUGUUAUUAACACACCUCUUCAGUUUGUUAGCCCCAUGAUCAUGCUUGGGAGGAAGUCAAUUACUGGGAGCUUCAUCGGGAGCAUGAAGGAAACAGAGGACAUGCUUAAGUUAUGUAAAGAGAAAGGUUUAACCUCAAUGAUUGAAGUGGUGAAGAUGGAUUACAUCAACACAGCUAUGGAGAGGCUUGAGAAGAACGAUGUUCGAUACAGGUUCGUCGUGGAUAUUGCCGGAAGCAAGCUUGAUCAAUAGGGGAAAAAGGAAACUUCUUUUUCUAAACAUUACAUAUUUCAUCAACAAUUAAAAGAGUGACUGUGUUUUACGCGUGUCAGCUGUCUCUGUUUGUUGUUUAAAUGAAACGAGUAUGAAUUCCUUGUUUCUCUGCCUAUGGGAAUAAAAAUGAAAAUGAAUAUGAGGUGUUAUCUUCCUCCU